Hyaloscypha bicolor E is the source of this 3021-nucleotide messenger RNA. RefSeq names its product DUF221-domain-containing protein. The transcript has 5 exons. Gene Ontology annotation, molecular function: calcium-activated cation channel activity. The record is from RefSeq and is a predicted model, not a curated record. The coding region runs from base 1 to 3021 and encodes 1006 amino acids. NCBI's taxonomy places the organism in Eukaryota, Fungi, Ascomycota, Leotiomycetes, Helotiales, Hyaloscyphaceae. Gene Ontology annotation, cellular component: plasma membrane.
AUGACCGAUGCUAUCCUCGUGGGCUUCGUGCAGCACUUGAGGAGGCAGAGUAAUAGCAGCAGCAGCGACCCCCGAGUCGGCUCUGCGAGGGACAAUUCCACCGCGGUGUCCCCAUUGCGAGCCACACAGGCCACCAAUUCCCCUUCGUUUGCAACGUUCUUCACGACUCUCAUUCCGAUCACAGUCUAUGCUGUAAUCUGCGUAACAAUCCUCUUUGUGCUGCGUCGGAGAUUCGUGCGCGUGUACUCUCCCAGGACCUUCCUCAGCAGUCUUGAAUCUCAUGAACGGGCAACUGAGGUGCCAUCAGGAUGGUUCAAUUGGGUCAUACCCUUCUGGAAGACUCCAGAUAUUGAAGUCCUCAACCGCUCGUCUCUCGAAGGGUUCCUCUUCCUUCGGUACCUCAAUGUGCUCACGGUGAUAUGUUGCGUGGGGCUACUUCUCACAUGGCCAAUUCUUCUUCCUCUCCACUCUCUCGGAGGCAAGGGCAGUCAGCAGCUAGACAAACUUACCUUUGGGAACAUCUCUGAUGCUAAAUGGCUCUAUGCCCAUGCACUCAUCGCUUGGGUAUAUUUUGGUUUCAUCCUUUAUAUGGUCAGCCGCGAAUCUGUGUACUUCAUCAAUCUCCGACAAGCAUAUAUGCUCUCCCCAUACUACGCCAAUCGUCUAUCCUCGAGAACCGUUCUCUUCACAUGCGUACCACAGCAAGUCUUGGACGAAAGAAAAUUGCGACGAAUUUUUGGGGACACACUAAAGAAUGUCUGGAUACCUCGAGAGACGGAUGACCUCGACCAGUUGGUGAAGGAAAGAGAGCAGACAGCACACCGGCUGGAGAAGGCUGAGAUUGAGCUCAUCAAGAAGGCGAACGUGGCAUACCAGAAAGCUCUGAAAAGUGGACACCCAGAUAUCGAAGUGAAGGAGUCUCCGAGAGAUUUUAAGGAGGAAACAAAAGAGGUGAAGAUCAGUGUCAGUGCGGAGAGUCCAACUACUCCACUCUCUCCACUCUCUCCCGGCUCUCCUCGAGAGUUUACACGGGAAGAUGGCACACCAAUUCUGAGGACGAAUUAUGGCUUUACUGGACCGGAUCACGAGAUUGUAGGAUCAGUUGCCGCGCAAUGGGUACCGGCUGAACAACGACCCUACCAUCGGCCCAUCGCAAAUUACGGGAGAAGAGUCGAUACGAUCAGAUGGACACGAGUUCGUCUAAAAAAGCUUGCUCCCAAGAUAUCACAACUUCGGCGACAGUACAGAAAGGGAGUCAACGCACCCAUUCCGGCAGCAUUUAUCGAGUUCCAUUCUCUCGUAGACGCCCAGAGUGCAUAUCAAACUCUUGCCCAUCACAGCGCCAAUCAUAUGCGAGCAGAGAUAAUCGGCGUCCGGCCCCAGGAAAUCAUAUGGCCUUCACUCUCUUUCCGCUGGUGGGAGCGGAUAAUCAGACAAUUUCUGAUCCAAGGCUUCAUUGCCUGCAUGGUGAUUUUCUGGUCGCUGCCUGCCAUCGGUGUGGGCAUGAUAUCGAACAUCGACUACCUAGCCAAGAACGUCCCAUUUCUCCACUGGAUUGUCCUCCUCCCAAAAGUUAUCCUUGGUCUCAUAUCUGGUCUUCUCCCCGCUGUGGCAUUAUCUAUGCUCAUGGCCGCCGUGCCAAUGAUCAUGCGCGCAUGUGCAAGACAAUCCGGGAUCCCAACCGAAUCCCGCGUCGAGCUCUUCGUGCAAAGCUCCUACUUCCUCUUCCAAGUCGUGCAAGUGUUCCUCGUCACCACCCUGACGUCUGCCGCCUCCUCUGCCAUAACUUCCAUCAUCAAAGAUCCGCUGUCUGCCCGUGACCUUCUGUCGAAGAACCUCCCCACAGCAUCAAACUUCUACAUCAGUUAUUUCAUACUUCAGGGCUUGGCGAUGAGCGCUACAAGAAUUGUGCAUCUACUCAGUAUAUUCCGACACCAACUUAUGCCUUUUGCUGGCGGAAAUCCUCGUCUCAUCGCAGCGAAAUAUCACCGACUGAGGAAGAUCCAUUGGGGAGCAGUUUACCCGGUUUUCACAAACAUGGCUGUGAUCGUCUACAUAACCUACAAAUACAACCUCCUCUACGUCUACUCCUCGGAGCGCGAUACACGGGGUCUGCACUACCCAAAAGCAUUAACGCAAACGCUCACCGGGCUGUAUCUCUCCGAGAUCUGCCUGGUCGGCCUCUUCGGUCUAAAAGGAGCCUACGGACCAGUCGUCAUGACAUUUGGCCUCAUAAUCUUCACUACGCUCAUCCACAUCUCCUUGAAUGAUGCUUUAUCCCCACUACUCUACAACCUCCCUCGAACACUAGCCGCCGAAGAAGAGCUCCGAAAGCUCGGAAACCACCCUUUCUUAGCAUCAAAUCUGACCGACAUCCACGACACCGACCCCACAAACGCCAACACAGAAGAAGGAGGUGAACAAGGCUAUGAUUCAGACUUCGACCCCUCGGACCCCACGGAUCUGGCCGUUGACCACGGAGAGCAGCAAUCACGCUCGGGCGGGCUCGAUAUCCCGGUCGAAGGCGCAGAUAAGGCGAUUACCCUCGGCACGAGAACGGUGUCGUCCCUCGUGAAGAAGGAAUUCAACAAAACGCCGAUCCCGGGUAUCCUAGAGAAAGUAGAUUUCUGGAGCGCGUGGAUCACGCCGGAUCCGAAUCAGGAUCCGAAUUUUAUCAUGCGGUGGUUGCAUCCGGAGGUUUUUGAGAGCUACCAUGUGCUGAGAGACGAGAUGCCGCGGGAGCUGAGGGAGAUGGAUCCUAGCGCCACUUACGCUGAUAAUGAAAGCGUGCUGAAAGACGCCUACUCGCCGCCGUCUAUUAGGGAGAGGAGUCCUAGGCUUUGGAUCCCGAGAGAUUUGGCGGGUGUGUCAAGGCAGGAGGUUGCGCAUAGUGGGAAGGUGAUUGAGAUUUCGGAUGAGGGGGCGAGUUUGGAUGAGAGGGGUAGGCUUGGGAUUGAUUUGGAAGGGGAGACGGAGAGGUGGGUUUGUAGGGAGGGAGAGGGGGGCAGGGUUAAGUUUUGA